AGUGACGCAGAGAUUAUAUAUGCGCUCUGCUACUCAGACGGUUAUCCAAAAUAGCGUUGUUUCCUGAGACUUUUGAUUACUUCGAAGACUUAAGUGCAAACAAACAAAUAUGACCAUGAGUAUUCCUAUUGAAUCUUUGGUCAAAUACAAGAAACCGGAGCUGGUGAGCAAGAACACCGAGAACUCACCAAAGGCUUGGUCUCUGAAGGCGAUUCCCCAGCAGCCCGCCAUCUCUGAUCCAGUUCCACCUCCACCCAAACCCAAAAGACCUUCAUCUAAUGCCAUUAAACAGCAAACAGAGGAUAUUCUUAAUUCCAUCCUACCACCAAGAGAAUGGAUGGAGAAUAAUCAGCUGUGGAUACAGCAGGUGUCCAGCACGCAAUGCAGCCGGUCAGACAUCACUCAUCUGCAAGAGACACUGGAUCUCAAACUGCAGCAGAGACAGGCCAGAGAUACGGGCAUUUGCCCUGCCCGCAGAGAGCUCUACACACAGUGCUUUGAUGAGCUCAUCAGACAAGUUACCAUCAACUGUGCUGAGAGAGGAGUGCUGCUUUUACGAGUGAGAGAUGAGACUCGCAUGACCAUUGCUGCCUAUCAGACCCUGUAUGAGAGCAGUGUGGCCUUAGGCAUGAAGAAAGCUCUGCAGGCUGAGCAACAGAAGAAAGGCACUGAGAAAAAGAUUGCAGAAUUGGAGAAUGAGAAGAGGGAACUGGAAAGACAGUUAAAUGAGCAGAAGGCUAAAUGUGAGGAAAUUGAGAGACGAGAAAAUGACCGGCGACAGGUUGAAGAGAAGAAGCGCACUGACAAGAUCCAGCUUCUCAACCGCACCAACCAACAACUGAAGGCGCAGCUGAAUGCAAUCAUUGCCCCAAAGUAAUUAUAACAGACACUUUCACACACAAAGACUUGCAAGGUAGGCUGAUGGGCAUGUCCAAAGUGUUAGGCUAUAAACGAACUACACGACGGUCGCUUGACUUCAACAUCACCACCACUAAGCUUCCGACAACUCUUUCAAUCUUUAUUUUAAAAAACAAUACAAUUGGAAAAUACUAUAAAUUGAUAAAUCUACAAGUUUGAAAGUUUGAGUUGCAAGAGUACGAGUAUAAACAGAACGAGGCUGUAGCAGAUGUAGAGGGUAUGUAAACUUUUGAACGGUGUAAUUUUGAUAAAUUCAGCUAUUAUCUUGUCUUGUGGACUAUAUGUAAACAUCUGUUGUGUGAAAUAGCUUAUUCAGGAAAGGACUAAAUAAAAAUCAACAUGGGAUUUUUAUGACCCCUCUUAUUUUGUUAACAGUAUUAAGAUUUAGCAGAUUCUGCAAGGGGUAUGCAAACUUUUGAGCACAACUGUAUGUAUGUAUGUACGUAUAUAUUCUCUCUCUCUCUCUCUUUCUCUCUCUCUCUCUCUCUUUCUCUCUCACUCUCUCACACAAACACACACAAAACCAGCAUUCAUGCUAAUGGCCUGAGCACAUUACGGCAUUCUAAUUAUUUAUUUAAAAUGUAUUUAUUUGUUUUAUUUGUUGUACUUUUGAAGUGACCUUGUCAAACAAUAAAUGUUUGAGAUUA
Ictalurus furcatus (blue catfish) is the source of this 1565-nucleotide messenger RNA. Its product is annotated as axonemal dynein light intermediate polypeptide 1-like. Gene Ontology annotation, molecular function: dynein heavy chain binding. The transcript has 6 exons. NCBI's taxonomy places the organism in Eukaryota, Metazoa, Chordata, Actinopteri, Siluriformes, Ictaluridae. The coding region runs from base 110 to 877 and encodes 255 amino acids. The record is from RefSeq and is a predicted model, not a curated record. Gene Ontology annotation, cellular component: filopodium; axoneme.